Molecule: messenger RNA, 2841 nt
Organism: Acanthamoeba castellanii str. Neff
Lineage: Eukaryota; Discosea; Longamoebia; Acanthamoebidae
Product: von Willebrand factor type A domain containing protein
Exons: 11
Coding region: 1-2841 (946 amino acids)
Source: RefSeq, a predicted model, not a curated record
AUGUGUCGCGCACCCGGCUAUCUUAUCUACCGCAGGCCCCACCCCGUGGCGCCCCAGCCCAUCCGCCCAACGCCGGUGCGGCCUGCUGCUGCCGAAGAAACCUUCCCCCUCCCCAUCAAGGCGGUGAGCGUGGAGGCCAAGGUGACGGACUUUUGCUCGUCGGUCACUGUGCGUCAAGCCUUCGUCAACGCCGAGUCCACCCCCAUCGAAGCGAUCUACCAGUUCGAGCUCGAGGAAAAGGCCACGGUGAGCGAGUUCGUGGCACUCAUCGACGGCAACAAGAUCAAGGGCACCAUCCAGGAGAAGGAAGACGCCAAGAACACCUACGACGAUGCGAUCGCGAGCGGCCACGGGGCCUACCUCAUGGAAGAAAAGGAAGACGAGCCCAACAUCUUCACCGUCAACGUGGGCAACCUGCCGCCCGGCAAGAGCGUCGACAUCGCCAUCACCUACGUGACCGAGCUCGAGUUCGACGAGGGCCAGCAGCUCAGGUUCCGCCUGCCCUCCAACAACGACAACCCGUCCUACAAGGCCGCCGCCGCGUCGUCCAACUCGGCACCCAACCUCAAGCUGCGCAUCGACUUUGAUAUGACGAGCAACAUCAGGAGCCUGUCGUCGCCGUCGCACCCGAUCACGUUCGAGUUUGGCGAGGAGCCCAACCAGGCCACGGUCACGCUGAGCAGCGACAGUGCGCAGGCGCAGGUCGCCAAGGACCUCAUCGUGCUCACCAAGCUCGCCAAGCCCCACCAGGCGUGCGGGCGAGUGGAGGUGGACGAGAAGGGGACGAGCAAGACGGUCAUGGUGUCGCUGUUCCCGCAGCUGGAGCUGGCCGACGACGAGGACAUCUACACGGAGAUGAUCUUCAUCGUCGACCGGUCGGGCAGCAUGUCGGGCAGCCGCAUGAACCAGGUCAAGGACACGCUGCAGAUCUUCUUGCGCAGCCUGGGCGAGGGCACCAUGUUCAACAUCAUCGGGUUCGGCACCAGCACGCAGCACCUGUUCCGCGAGGGCAGCGUCGAGUACAACGACAAAAAUCUGGAGAUAGCGACGAAGCAUGUGAAGGAGAUGAGCGCGAACCUGGGCGGCACCAACAUCCUGCGGCCGUUGCAGGAGGUGUUGCGGGCACAAACGAAGGAGGGCUACCCGCGGCAGCUGUUCAUCUUGACGGACGGCGAGGUGGGCAACACGCAGGAGUGCGUGGACUUUGUGCGCAAGCACGCCGAGACGACGCGCGUGUUCACCUUUGGCGUGGGCAACGAGGCCUCGCAGGACCUCGUCAAGGGCCUCGCCAAGGCUGGCGAAGGGUUCUUCGAGUUCGUGCGGUCGGGCGAGGCCAUGGAGGAGAAGGUCAUGCGGCAGCUGCAUCGGGCCAUGCAGCCGGCCCUCACCGACAUCACGGUCACGUGGAAGGGCGCUGCGGCGAGCCACGUGCAGCCGGCGCCCUUCAGGCUGCCGCCACUGUUCUGCGGCGGUCGCCUCGUGGUCUACGGCAUCAUCGAUGACUCUGCCGCCGCCGCCGGCGGCAAUGAGGCGGGCGGAGGCGAGGUGGAGGUGGUGAUCGGGGCCAAGACGGCAGUGAAGCCGUUCGAGGCGGUGGUGAAGGUGGAUCUGAGCAAGGCGAGCAAGGGCACUCUGCUCAACAAGCUCGCCGCGAGGACUCUUCUCAAGGAUCUGGAGGAGGGUCGGAGCUAUGUGCACGACAGGGAAGGUGCGGUGAAGGCGGGCAAGGACGUGGUGGCGGAGAUGGUGCGGGUGUCGCUGGCGAGCGGGGUGCUGUCGAAGCACACGGCGUUCGUGGCGGUGGAGGAGCGGGACGAGGCCACGGAGGGCACCAUGAAGGUGCGCAAGAUCCCCAUCACCUUCGAGAAGCCCGCCUACCAUCAGCCCGCCUCGCACCCCGUGCUCCUUCCGCUCGCAAUGCCGCAGUCGUCUGUUGGCGCAAGAGGCGGCGGCGGUCCUCCGCAAAAACGUCAAUCUGCCGCGAAGCCUGCUAGCGGCGGCUUCCUCUCGUUCUUCGGCGGCGCCAAGAAGGGCGCUGCCGCGCCGGUGCAGUCCUCCUCCAGCCGCAACUGUAAGGACAAGGAGAAGGCGAAGAAGAGCGUCGUCAUGUACAGGAAACGCGAGGUCUCCCGCUCGAGCGCGGUGGAAGGAGGACCGCCCCGCGCGCCGAUGCCCAUCUCCGCUUCGACUUCAGCCUGCGCGCCGCCUCCGGGCCGACCGAUGCUGGCACCGUCGGCCGCCGCGGCGUCGCUCGAGAUCAACCAAUCGCUGUCCCGGUCGCCUCGCUCAUCGUCGGCCUCGUCGAUGCUGAGGUCGCAUUCGCCGCCGACCGAUUCCUUGGUCUUUGCCAAGGCCGAGGCGGAGGAGGAAUGCUGCGCAGCGCUGGAUUACGACGACGACGCUUCCUCCGAAGAUGAAGAGGAACCGAAGUUCCAGGUGCAGAAGAAGGAAAAGAAGGAGGAAGAAAAGGAGGAGAAGAAGGAGGAGGAGAAGGCGGGACCGCCGCCGGCGCAGAUGCGGGACAUCAUCAUGAAGCAGAAGGCCAGCGGCAGCUGGGACUGGAGCGACGCCGCCGGCCUCGUGGGUCUCACCGCCGACAAGCUCCGCAGCGGCAUCCCCUCGGCCAAGCUCCUCACCGUGGACAAGGAGGUGGAGGCGCUGUGGGCGACGGCCGUGGUGGCGGCCUUCCUGCAGAAGAGGUUCCCCGGUCAGAAGACCAACUGGGACCUGGUGGUGAAGAAGGCCCUCAAGUUCAUCGCGCGUCAGAAGAAGAACGUCAAGCUCGCCUCUGAAAGCGAGGAGAUCGACUGGGUGCAGCUCGCCACUGCCUUCCUCCCCUGA